GCUCGAAUCCGAUUGGCUGUUGUGGUUUGAAGCCUUGGAGACGUGAUGUUCAUUGCUACCUGACUGUACUUGCUCUCUAAUGAAGAUCUGAAGUGGAUGUGAAUAUGGAUGCAGAGCGCAAAGACUGUUUCAGAUCUACAAGACAUUAAUGAAAGGGACACAGGAGCGUCUGAGCUCGUACUGCGAGAUGUGACAGGAUGCUGAACCAUCACUGCAGAAGGAACCCAGAGUUACAGGAGGAGCUGCAGAUCCAGGCGGCGGUGGCAGCCGGCGAUGUCUACACCGUCCGCAAGAUGCUGGAGCAGGGCUACUCGCCCAAGAUCAGAGACGCCAACGGCUGGACGCUGCUGCAUUUCUCUGCGGCGAAGGGCAAGGAGCGCUGUGUGCGUGUGUUCCUCGAACACGGAGCGGAUCCCACCGUGAAGGAUUUCAUCGGAGGCUUCACCGCUCUGCAUUACGCCGCCAUGCACGGUCGCGCCCGCAUCGCCCGCCUCAUGCUGGAGUCCGAGUACCGCAGCGACAUCAUCAACGCCAAGAGCAACGACGGCUGGACCCCGCUGCACGUGGCAGCUCACUACGGCCGCGACUCCUUCGUGCGUCUCCUCUUAGAGUUCAAAGCCGAGGUGGACCCGCUCAGCGAUAAAGGCACGACGCCGCUGCAGCUGGCCAUCAUCCGCGAGCGCUCCAGCUGCGUGCGCAUCCUGCUCGACCACAGCGCCAACAUAGACAUCCAGAACGGCUUCUUGCUGCGUUACGCCGUCAUUAAGGGCAACCACUCGUACUGCCGCAUGUUCCUGCAGCGCGGAGCGGACACUAACCUGGGCCGGCUGGAGGACGGCCAGACCCCGCUGCACCUGUCGGCCCUCAGAGACGAUGUGCUGUGCGCUCAGAUGCUGUACACGUACGGAGCCGAUACUAACACGAGGAACUACGAGGGCCAGACGCCUGUGGCUGUUUCUGUCAGCAUGUCUGGCAUCAGCCGGCCCUGUCUGGACUUUCUGCAGGAGGUCACAAGGCAGCCCAGGACUUUGCAGGAUCUGUGCAGGAUAAAGAUCCGGCAGUGCAUCGGCCUGCAGAGCCUGAAGUCUCUGGAAGAUCUGCCCAUUGCCAAGGUCAUGAAGGACUACCUAAAACACAAGUUCGACAGCGUUUGACAGAAGCCGAGCCACUGCUUUCUGUAGGAUCCCUUAAGACUAUGCAAACUCGAAACCUCUGGGAGCAGGUGCAGUGUUUUGUACAAGCGGAGAGAAAUGCUGUGGAUCGGGGAGCACUGUAAUGGCCAUGUUGAUUCGUUCACCGAAGCAGAAAUUCCCCACCCAUGAGAGACAUCUGAUUUGUACCAAAUAUCGUUUUUGUUCUUAAAUCCGACAGACAGCCUUUGUAAGUACUUGACUUUUUCUAUCGGCUACAUUCUCAGACAAGGCAAAGAUAAAACCUUUUAAGCUAUCCAGAGAAAUUGGCAAAUAAUCAGGUCGCCAUCAUAAAAAUAUGCAUGUGCUAUUGUUAUUUUUGCCGUGUAUUUUCAGCCCAUUGGGUCAUUAACCCUUUGUUGAGAAUCUCAUUCGUUUGUAUUGAAAAGCGCACCAAAAAACCCACAGGCUCUCAUUUCUUCUCUGUGAACUUUUUUUUAAUUCUCAUUUAAUUUAAUAUUUUUAUUUAAAAGCUGUCGAUAUCAGAGGUGCUUGGCUUUAGUUUCCAUUUAAAGGUGAAGAAUAAGUCUAUUUGCGAGAGGUCUACAAAGGUGAACAUGUAUUACAUGCAUCCAUCAUUAACAAACUUUAUGUAAAUAUUUGUGUCAUAUGUACAGCAGAUAUUUUUAGACUAUUUAAGCGUGUGUUUUGGGGGUUU
Messenger RNA from Carassius carassius (crucian carp), 1848 nucleotides. RefSeq names its product ankyrin repeat and SOCS box protein 7. The coding region runs from base 198 to 1154 and encodes 318 amino acids. Gene Ontology annotation, biological process: intracellular signal transduction. The transcript is spliced from 5 exons. Gene Ontology annotation, molecular function: protein binding. NCBI's taxonomy places the organism in Eukaryota, Metazoa, Chordata, Actinopteri, Cypriniformes, Cyprinidae. The record is from RefSeq and is a predicted model, not a curated record.